Molecule: messenger RNA, 2641 nt
Organism: Polistes dominula (European paper wasp)
Lineage: Eukaryota; Metazoa; Arthropoda; Insecta; Hymenoptera; Vespidae
Product: gastrula zinc finger protein XlCGF26.1-like
Source: RefSeq, a predicted model, not a curated record
UUUGCCGCAAUAUCUUUGGCUUUUGUCAAUUUCAGGAAUGGAGGAGGAGGAGGUGGCGAAACCUUCGGAGGAUUAUCAGGGAUGCUACGUCAAAUACUCUCACCGUCGCCUUCGCCCGAGACGGGAGAGGGCAGUAUGACGGCGAUCGGUUGUAAUUUUCUCCAGACAAAUUCGAUCUUUUCGAAUCAAUCGUCGAUGAUGCCAUUGACAUUAUCCUCGGCGACUUUACAAACGAUACCAUCUCAUCUCUCAAUGAUCUAUCCGGAUCAAGGUGGUCUUCUGAUGGAUCAGUCGCAGCUCAUCCUCCCGGAGUCCUAUCCCUGUCCUACCUGUGGUCUUGAGUUUCGUAGUACUCUGAAGUUAAAUUAUCACGUGAAAACGAGUCACCCAAGGCGGCCGGAGUACGAGCAACAAAACGUCGAAAUUACGGCGAGGUACUCGUGCUCCGUUUGCCCGAGGAGUUUCUUCGUUCUUGCGCACCUAAGGAUGCACGAAACGACGCACGAACUCGCGCCGCAUUCCUCAUCGGUGUUAGGUGCAUCUCCGUCGAACGUGCCUACUUCUCGUAGCACGAAUUCUACUACCGGACUGAUGUCCGGCAUGUCCGUCGUCGUACCUGCUGGUGCUGCUACAGGCAAUAUCGAGAAAACAUUUAGCUGUGAUCGAUGUCAAGCGAGUUUUCGAUACCGUACACUCUUGGAACGUCACAGAAAGAUGCACGAACUCGGACAGGAGAAACCCUACUCUUGUCCAAGAUGUCUUAUGCGUUUUGAGACGCGUAAUCUUUACAAUCAUCAUGCUAAAACUCACAAACCUAGCAUCGAUGCCAAUGACAGACUCGCAAUAGACAGCAAUGCAGUCUCUCUAACAGAUCCUAAUCUUACGGUUACUGGAACUAACCCUUCUGUUGUCAGUUAUUCUCCAUCUCCAACGGUGGAUGCUGCUAAUGUCAACAAAUCGUUGACUACAGUCUCUUAUCCUUGUGACUCUUGCUCAAAACAAUUCACCACCAUUGAAUCCCUCACCAGUCACAAGGCUGUACACAGGUCCAGGCCAUUGGUCUGCGAUGUUUGCGGCAAAGGUUUUACUCAUCGCAAGUAUUACGUCGUUCAUCAACGUAUUCACACUGGUGAGAGGCCUUAUUUAUGCGCCAUGUGUGGUAAAUCAUUUACUCAAGCAUCUACCCUCACGGUUCAUCGUCGUUAUCACACUGGAGAACGACCAUACACUUGUACACUUUGUGGGAAGGGAUUCGUUACAAGAACUAUUAUGCUUAAUCAUAUGAAGAAACAUUGAAAAGGAUAUUUUAUCUAAACAAUUGUUUCUCGUGAUAGCUUAAAUGAAGGUAGCACAUUGAAGAUUUUUUUGGUUAUAUAUUUAUGUGUAUAUACAUAUACACACAUAUAAAAUUGGAAAAACAAGGAAAUUUAAGGUAAGACAAACUGAUAGAAUGAUUAUUUUGAACGGUUUUUUCAUAUUAAUUGAAUAUUCGAAGUACCUGGAAUUAUUUUUUUUUCCUUAUUUAUUUUUUGUAUAUAACGAUCUUAACUUUAUAAGAUAGAGUUUUGAAGGCUCUAACAGGUUGUGUUAGUUGUAAUACAAUAUCGUCAAAAAAUGAGAUAAUUAUUUGAUACUUAGCUUUUAGUGUCUAAUAUCAUCUCUGUGAUAUCGUUUGAAAUGCCUCUAUCAUAUUAUUAAAACAAUCAAAUGAGAAAUUUGUAUCGUUGAACGUUAAGAGGCAUAUAAUGAAAUACAUGUUUAGAUAGAAAUGCAAAAAUAACUAAACAGGAACAUGGAGAAUGCAGAGUAAUAUAGAUUUAGGUAAUUAUCUCGCUCGAGUGUGUUAAUUACUCGCGAGAAUUGUGUUUUGUACCUGUAUAGGAUAUAUUGAGAUUUCAUUUGAAGUUUAACGUGCCUAAGACAUGUGCCUAAUUUUUCUUAUUAAUCUUAAAACAUCAUGUGGAUUAAAAUUAAUGAAUAUAUAAGAAAACGAUACGUACGUUUUGUGUACGUAACUUUUGAGAUUACGGGAAUUAAUGAGAAAUUUAUAAAGUUAAAUGCAAUUUAACUUGACAUGUGCAAUAUAUAUAUAUAUACGAAUUUAAAACGACGUUCUUAGAUUUAAAUUGCGUAGUAUCACAAUAGUCGAACAGAAAAUAAACUUUCGACAAAUUUAGGUGCUUUUCAUGACUGCAAGCGGGCCAAAUUUUGCCGCUAUAAUACACUAAGUGGUUAUAAAACGUAAGUAUAAAAAUGUUUAUACAUUUGUACCUAAUUAAUUGAUAUUUAGUAACUAUAGGAAAAAAAUUUAAUAUAAUUAUAUGUACGUAUAAUCGGUGGUGAAUAAUCGUUAAAAACUAUUUUCAUCACCUAUAGAUGUACCUUUUAUGUUGGAUUAAAGUUAUUGUAAAUGUUAUAUCAUAAAUAUAUUCACGAAUAAGUAUUAUUAUUUAUUUUAAAUUUAAGCUCGUAAUAUAAUAAAAAGUUAUAAAUUUUUUAAAUAUAAAAAAGUAAAAUAAUUCUACUGUUAAAUAGCAUGUCGGUAAAGUCACUUGCAAUUAUCGACGAAUGGUAAUCACUCGUAUUUAUAUAGAAUAUAUCUACUAUUUCAAAGUAAUGAAUAGAAAAUUAUCAUCUUAUA